Molecule: messenger RNA, 456 nt
Organism: Rhizophagus irregularis DAOM 181602=DAOM 197198
Lineage: Eukaryota; Fungi; Glomeromycota; Glomeromycetes; Glomerales; Glomeraceae
Molecular function (GO): RNA binding
Source: RefSeq, a predicted model, not a curated record
AUGGAAAACCAAAUGCAAAAUUCCAUCAGAUAUUCAGUCGUUUCGACCACUAUUGAAAUUUCUAAACAUAUUGAAAUUGGUAAAUUAAUUGGUCGUAAAGGACGUAACCUAAAACCAAUUGCUGAAAAGACUGGUACACAUAUACACGUGAUUGACAAUACAAAUCCAGCACAGAUUGAAAUUAAAAUAAUUAAAGGUAGGGUUGGAAAUAGUUCUCCUGGGAAGAGGAUCGACGAAACAAAAUUUCAAGUAGACAAGUUACUAAAAGAUAUCGAAACAAGAAAUCAAAGAAAAAAUAUAGAAAAAGUGGAAAAAAAUGUUAGAAUUUCAGAUAAUAGUAACCAUCAAAAAGCAACACCAAGAAAUCAUAAAGAUAACGAUAUGAAGGAAAAAAGAAAAAAGUUUAAACGAAAAAUGCCGCAUACGACCAAAACACGACAAGCAAGAUAUUUUUAA